AUGAGCGACUCACGUUUGACUUCAGAACAGAAGCAGCAGUCAUCGGUGACUGUGGGAGGAGCGCAAGCCCCUUCACCACUUCAUACCACCACUGACACACAGCAGUAUUCCACAGCAUCUGUGCAACGUAAGUUUUACUGUCGAUGGUAUUUCCUCAACUACAUUCAAUCAGAGUUAGAAGGUAAAGCAGUCAAGGAAUUGGAAGAACACAAGCAACAUUCAUCAGCGACUGUAGGAGAAGCUCAAGCCCCAUCACCACUUCAUACCAUCACUGACACACAGUGGCAUUCCACAGCACCUGUGCAACGUAAGUUUCACUGUCGAUGGUAUUUCCUCAACUACAUUCAAUCAGAGUUAGAAGGUGAGGCAGUCAGGGAACGGGAAGAACCACACACCCCUUCGCGGCCCACAGAAUGUGCUUCAGCAGAUGUGUUCCGAACACCCGACAGACGUGGAAAGCUUGCAUUGUCCUCAUGGCAAUGUGUCUAUCGUGUUGGAGUGGUUGCCACCAUGGUAGUUGCCGAGGUACACAAGUUAAUAGUUUGCGAAUGUCUCGGACAUGUCCCAAGCAUUUGCGGCAUCACUUCUUCCAUGGCGAAGAAGGCUGUCCCUGCACCAUCAGUCCACAUGGUGAAAGGCUUUGCACAAAUGUUGGCGAGCCGAGCAAAUCCAAUCCUGACGGCUAGUGAUAGUGAGGAUCUGGACCAUUACGCCUCACACCAACCCCUACCCCGUGGAGCAUCGUCACAGUCGGCCGCGUGGUUCGUGCUUAACUGA
Messenger RNA from Echinococcus granulosus, 777 nucleotides. RefSeq lists its product as hypothetical. NCBI's taxonomy places the organism in Eukaryota, Metazoa, Platyhelminthes, Cestoda, Cyclophyllidea, Taeniidae. The record is from RefSeq and is a predicted model, not a curated record. The coding region runs from base 1 to 777 and encodes 258 amino acids. The transcript has 3 exons.